AAUAAUCCAUGACACCAUAACGGUUUCCAAAAAGCUAGGUUAAACCAUGCAUAAAUUAUUCAAUUAAUUAAUAUGAUACCAUAAACUCACCACUAAAACAUGUAUAAGUACCAUACAUACAUCUAACCAAAAGACCCACCAUCACCACCAACCAUCAACCAAAAGUCCUCCUUUUUUCCUGUUGAGAGAAAUCAAGGAAACAAAGAGCUCCAAAGAAAUCAAGCCAUGGAGGCACCACUCAUCAAAGCUUGGCUAUGGAGGCUAAUUUUGGUCUUUCUUUCUGUAUUGUUACUAAGUGUCGUGGAAGUGAAGAGCAACACAGACAUAGAUGCUCUGAUGACUCUCAAAAACGCCAUGACUGAUCCAAAUGGAUGUAUGAAUGAUUGGGACCCGAGCUUCGUCGAUCCUUGCACUUGGCUUCGCAUCACUUGCAACUCAGAUAAUCGCGUUGUUCGAGUGGACGUGCCCGGCUGCGGUUUGUCCGGACAAUUACCGCCGGGUCUAGCCGGAUUGGACCAACUGCAAUAUUUGAAUCUUUACGACAACAAGAUUGGGGGAAUGAUUCCAACAGUCUAUGGCCACGGCUUCCAGAGCCUUAAAUCCUUGGAUUUGAGCUCGAAUUCACUCGAGAGCAUAAUUCCAGCAUCUUUGAGCAAAUUACCAAAAAUCGAAUUUAUACAUCUGGAGCAUAAUCAAUUAGACGGAUAUAUUCCAAGAGACCUGGGCUUGAUCCCAACCAUUAGAGUUUUGAACAUUUCGUACAAUAAAUUAUGUGGAGAUGUUCCUCCAGAGAUUGCACGCAUUCCAGGCGCUGAUUGGUCUAACAAUCCUGGAAUUGGGAAACCUUGCCAGUGAAGAUGGAUACAUAAAUGAAGGAAAAUCUUUCCAUUAUCUUUUGUUAUCUCAGUUUGACUGGUGUUUCCGCAAUGGACCUGUUAAGACAGUGGAAUAACUAAAACAUAUAAUAACUUACUGGAUUCGCGUGUAUUUUGAUGACUUGGGUUUCUGGUUGCACGAUGGUUAUGGGCGGGUCUCGGGCGGGUUUAUGUAAACCAUUCUCAUUUUUGUUUUCAAAUAUCUAAAUCCACAUAUGCCUCAUUCCCACACGGAGGAAUAUUUUGAUUUCCAUACCCAUAGUUUUUGGGUUUCCGUGAGUAAUACUCAUCCCGUACAUCCAACGUUAUUAUACCUAAAACUUUACAUGAAAUUUUUUAAUUAUAACACUAAACGGACCUACUAUAUCAUGAAGUCAACGAACACACGGUCAUUCUUAAUACGAUUCAAAGAAUAUGAUGUUAAAACAUCCAUUAAUCCAUAAGAUAGACUGAUAGAGUACAAUAUUUUUCAAAUUAUUAUUCUCUAACUCUAAUAGAUCUACUAAAUGAUAAUUAACCAACAUAAACUUUUUUUUUUGAGGGACAACAUAAACUUGUUAAGAAGGGGGAAAAGUGAAAGAGUGAAGAGAUAAUUGAGUGAAAGAAAUUAGGUUUUGAUUAGGGUGGCCACUCAAUUGAAUUUCUACUAUUUAUCUUCUCUUAGUUAUCCUCACUAUUAAUUAUACAAAUUUGAUCCACAUAUUUUUUUAUAUAUAUAUGAAGAAAUGCUCUUGGUGGGGCGGAUAUGGGUAUGGGUGUGGGGAGUGGAGAGAGGCUAAAACUAUACCCGCCUCAUACCCAUCAAAGUUUUUGCGGGUUUUACCCAUAUCCUCCCUUACCUAAUCAAUGCGAAGAUAUCCCGCGUUGACUGGCGUUCGAAUAUCCGCGACCAUGAGUUUGAUUGUCAUCCCUACUCGUCUCAUAAUGAACACCCAUAAGCAAAAACAAAAUAAUAAUAAUAAUAAUAAUAACAAUAAUUAAUUAAGCAUCAUACAUGAGAUCUUAAGGAGUAAUUUAUAACGAGUUAAUUGUUAAAUCCCGACUACGGGUACUCGAUCAUAACUGCUCUAUGCAUCCCUUCUAAGUUGCGACCACCUUGUGCCUGCACAAAUCAAUGAAGGUUUGCUCAGUUUGUUAGACCAUCAAUGAUCAAGUCACGACUCACGAGUGUUCUUUUUAGAGAGAGAAAUGUAGUGGGUAGGGUUUGCUAAGAGAAUCCAACCUCCAUAAGUGUGGUUACAUUCCCCCAAUUUAUAGUAGACGACUUUUCGACAGCUUACCCAUACACAUCUUACGUCAUCACGCCGCAGCCGUCGUGGUCUUCGCCUCCCACCAUCCUCUGUCGUCGUUGCCGCAGAGGUAACAACCUCUCUCGUCAUCUCUCCUCUCGCCGUCACAUCUCUCCUCCUCUCUCCCAUCAUUUUACAGUCGCCACCUGUCAAGAACCAGUUGAUCCCAAUAACUCGAGUUGUUGGGAGAAGGUUAUACUGGAUCUUAUACAGGCUCAUGUAUGGUACUUAACCACUUCCUUACAUGCUCCCUCAAACGAAAGCCGACUCAUGGGCUUGAAGUUUGCACAGGCCCGCCAUACCAUGUGCUUGAAAGACAACGGUUAAUAUUGAGGGUCGUGAGGACUUGAACACGUGACCUCAAGGACAAACAAGCUCUGAUACCAUGUCAAGAACCAGUUGAUCCCAAUAACUCGAGUUGUUGGGA
Linum trigynum is the source of this 2591-nucleotide messenger RNA. The record is from the annotation of a GenBank genome assembly. Lineage: Eukaryota; Viridiplantae; Streptophyta; Magnoliopsida; Malpighiales; Linaceae.